Sinocyclocheilus grahami is the source of this 931-nucleotide messenger RNA. RefSeq names its product peptidyl-prolyl cis-trans isomerase NIMA-interacting 1-like. The coding region runs from base 108 to 587 and encodes 159 amino acids. The record is from RefSeq and is a predicted model, not a curated record. Gene Ontology annotation, molecular function: peptidyl-prolyl cis-trans isomerase activity; protein binding. Gene Ontology annotation, cellular component: cytosol; nucleus. NCBI's taxonomy places the organism in Eukaryota, Metazoa, Chordata, Actinopteri, Cypriniformes, Cyprinidae. The transcript is spliced from 4 exons.
GACCGGACCCUGCGGGUCGCCCUCUGUCGGUCAGUUCGGUCACUGCAGCAGGAGCGGCAACGGAACAUCACACCAGAACCGAGCCGAACCGAUAUCACUCUGAAGUCAUGUCCGACGACGAGAAGCUGCCGUCUGGAUGGGAGAAGCGCAUGAGCCGGAGCUCAGGUCGUGUUUAUUACUUCAAUCACUCCACGAAUGCGAGUCAGUGGGAGCGGCCGAGCGGAUCAGGGGCCGACGGCGUGAGCGAGGUGGAGAAAGUGCGCUGCUCUCACCUGCUGGUCAAACACAACCAGUCACGCCGGCCGUCCUCCUGGAGAGAGGAGAACAUCACACGCAGCAAAGAGGAGGCGCUGCAGCUCAUCCACAAGUACAUCGAACAGAUCAAGUCUGGCGAGGAGGACUUUGAGAGCUUGGCGUCUCAGUUCAGCGACUGCAGCUCGGCGAGGAACGGAGGAGACCUGGGCUUGUUUGGCAGGGGUCAAAUGCAGAAGCCGUUUGAAGAUGUCUCGUUCGCGCUGAAGGUUGGAGACAUGAGCGGCCCUGUGUUCACCGACUCAGGAGUUCACGUCAUCCUGAGAACCGGAUAACCGUAUUCCCCCUCCGUCACGCCUUCACUCGUUCAUCCCGCAGAUAACACACAUUACACACACUAUCCCAGGAUUCCUUAUCUUAAUCUGUUUCCCUGAAAAACCUCACUUGGUUUGUCAAAGCUGCACGUUAAGUCCAUUCGAUAUUUCAGUCAGUGUACAUGUUACAGAUCCCUUUUGACAGGCUGCGAAUCCCGCAUCUCUACCCAGCAUUCCUUCAUCCGGCUCGGCUAAACGCUGGCAUGAUCUGCUGAACGUCACAGGACCAGCUCUGAUGAUGGACAGUAGACGAUCGUAUGACAGAUAUCCAAAAAAUGACCAAUAAAAUAUGCCAUGUCACUAAA